AUGGCAGCAUUUCCAAACAUUGUUAGCCAAGUGGCAGCUGGCCUGAAUAAUAAUAAAAACAACAAUCAAGGGUCGGGAAAUAGAGAAUGUACGUACAAAUCCUUUAUGAGUUGUAAUCGGAAGGAAUUUCAUGGGACUGAGGGAGCCGUGGGAUUACUGACUUGGUUAGAGAGCAUGGAGUCUAUGCUCCAUAUUAGCAAAUGUACCGAAGGGAAGAAAGUAGAGUUUGCUGCAUGUCUAUUACAAGGACGAGCAUUAACUUGGUGGAAUACCCAAGUACAAACUCGGGGCCAGGAAGUCGCCAACGGUCUUACGUGGGAAGAUUUUAAGAGGAUGAUGAAAGAAGAGUAUUGUCCAAGGAGCGAGAUCCAGAAACUGGAAACAGAAUUACGGAAUCAUGAAAUGAGAGGAAAUGAUAUAGACUCUUAUACUGUACGUUUUCAUGAGUUGGCAAAAAUGGUACCGCAUCUAGUGACACCUGAAGAGAAUCGAGUUGAUAGAUAUAUUUGGGGAUUAUCUCCGGUGAUACGCGGGGAUGUUACUUCGGGAAACCCAAAAACCCUACAAGAGGCAGUAAGUUCGGCAACCAAACUCACCAACAAUGCUACUCGUUCAGGAAUGUUUGUAAAAGAUAAGGCUUCAGGGAAGAGAAAGAUGGAGGAACCUACACGAAGGCAAUCUGGGGGAAGAAUGGGAAAGGCUCUAAAAAUAUCAGAAAACUACGAGAUUCAGACUCAUCAGCAGAGAAGGAGAAAAGAACUUAUCAAAGGUGUGAGAAGUGCAAUAAACAACAUGCCGGACGAUGUAUUAUCUGUCAAAAAUGCAACAAAGGAGGUCACUAUGCCAAAGAUUGCAGGAGCACAGGAAGGCGGGCAUAGACCGAACACUAACCAUGCACGACCAGCCAACCAAGGAAAUCAAGGAGGUCCGGCAAGAGGCCAAGUGUUUGAGAUUGGAGCUGAGGAAGCAAGGCAGAAUCCAGAUGUAGUUACAGUGGAUAGGAGUUUUGUGUCAUUAGAUUUUAGACCAAAAAUAAAUCUAAGACCUCAAAAGUUGAAAGAAGUAUACAUCAUUGAAUAUGCCAACGGUCAAGAGUGUAAGGCCAAAGACAUAAUAAUGGACUGCACUUUAAACUUGACUAGUAGGGAUUUUCAUAUAGAUUUAAUCCCGAUCCAACUAGGAAGUUUUGACAUAAUUGUGGGCAUGGAUUGGUUAUCCAAGAACCGAGCUGAAAUUAGUUGUUUCGAGAAGAUCGUUCGAAUUUUGUUACCUGAAGGGGGAAUACUCGAAGUACACGGAGAGAAACCCAGAAGGGUUAUUAAAAUCAUGACGUGUUUGAAGAUGCGAGAGUAUUUGAGAAAGGAAUGCAUUGCCUUUCUAGCUCACGUUAUGGAUAAGAAAGCUGAAGAAAAACGCGUUCAAGAUAUUCUUAUAAUUCGGGACUUUCCCGAAGUAUCCCCAAAUGAAUUGCCUGGAAUACCCCCACCAAGACAAGUUGAGUUCCACAUAGAACUAAUUCCUGGGGCAGCACCCGUGGCAAAAGCACCAUAUCUGUUAGCACCAUCUGAGAUGAAGGAGCU
This is a messenger RNA of Cynara cardunculus var. scolymus (artichoke), 1580 nucleotides long. RefSeq lists its product as uncharacterized. Lineage: Eukaryota; Viridiplantae; Streptophyta; Magnoliopsida; Asterales; Asteraceae. The annotation marks the transcript as partial. The record is from RefSeq and is a predicted model, not a curated record. The transcript has 3 exons.